Messenger RNA from Exaiptasia diaphana, 609 nucleotides. Its product is annotated as thyrotropin-releasing hormone receptor-like. Gene Ontology annotation, cellular component: plasma membrane. The coding region runs from base 1 to 609 and encodes 202 amino acids. Gene Ontology annotation, molecular function: G protein-coupled receptor activity. The transcript has 2 exons. Lineage: Eukaryota; Metazoa; Cnidaria; Anthozoa; Actiniaria; Aiptasiidae. Gene Ontology annotation, biological process: G protein-coupled receptor signaling pathway. The record is from RefSeq and is a predicted model, not a curated record.
AUGGCGAUUUCCACAGCAGCUCAGAUCGGAAUCACCACAGCGUUUGUCGUUAUGAUCGUCACCAACUUGAUUGGAAAUUCUUUAGUUGUUUUGACGGUUGUGAAAACGCGUUCCAUGAGAACAACAAUGAACUAUUUACUGGUGAACCUGGCCAUUGCAGACAUGAUGGUGGGAAUAUUCAUAGCACCAAGGGUUACGUACAAACUUUGGUUCCAGAUGAAGGUUCAGACAUCAUCUCAUCAAACGACCAUUGCCGCGCGUAAACGCGUUACUAAAAUGGUGCUUACGGUAUCGCUAGUAUUCUGCGUUCUGUGGAUGCCUAACAUCGUUACGUAUCCCGCAGCUGUCUACAGCGAAACACCUUUGUAUGACGCAGUGCAUAUCGUCUCCAUUGUCUGCGUUACGUUCAACUCCAGUAUCAAUCCCAUCAUUUAUAGCCUUCAGUCCCGYGUUUUCCGUAAGAACAUCUGGCGURUUAUUAACUGUUACAAACGCCGCGAAAAUAUGGUGACGAUUUCUACUGGUAAUACAGAUAACAAUGCACCGUCMAAGGAAACAGAUCAGCGACAGCGUGUCGAUUCCGAGAAUUCCAUAACUACACGAGUUUAA